Molecule: messenger RNA, 2778 nt
Organism: Aspergillus versicolor CBS 583.65
Lineage: Eukaryota; Fungi; Ascomycota; Eurotiomycetes; Eurotiales; Aspergillaceae
Exons: 7
Coding region: 1-2778 (925 amino acids)
Biological process (GO): regulation of translation
Cellular component (GO): nucleolus
Molecular function (GO): mRNA binding
Source: RefSeq, a predicted model, not a curated record
AUGCCUCCGUUUCUCAACUUCCUGGGCCGAAAGCCUAUCAACCCCAACGGCGGGGAAGCCGACCUUCACCCCGAUACUCGACUCUCUGAAGACAGCCAUCGCUCGACCCCGUUGAGCAUCGGGAAAAGUCAAGAAACUGAGCCCCCCGAGUACAAACUCAGCGUUGUCGAUUGCAACGGUGCUUAUCUUCCACCAUCGCCACCAGAGAAAGAGAGUUUCUGGCGCAAGUCUGGAAUGUCACGGUCGUCCUCGAACCACCGCAGUCUAGUCGACGAAAAUGAGCCGUUCUCAAUAUCGCGCGAGUCCUUCGACUCCUACCGUCGCUCUUUUGACAUCUCCGCGCGAUCGCCCAUAACCUACCCAGACGCCAUGCCCUCGCGCACCUCCCUCGACUCGCGCUUCUCCCGCGUAACCUCCUCAUCGGGACAGCGGCUAGGCGACCGACCAACACCUGAGUCAAUGGAGGAAGACAACUUCGAGGACGUCGGCCUCAACGACGACGAUGACGCAAAGCCCAAGAAGAGGGGCAUUUUCUCCCGAUUCGGCGACUUUUCAAACGACGCAGGAGGAAUUAAGCAAGCAUCACAUAUCGGAUUUCACCUUCCACACCGGAAAAAGGGACCCCAAGCGCCGCCCAGUUCGGAGAUGAGGCCCAUCAAAUCUGCAGUCGCUUCCGAGGUGUCAGAAGAAGUAAAACGCCGCGUCGAUACUGGUGAUGACCGCAAUGGGAAGCGGACGAAGACGAAGACCGCUGUUUCAACGAAAAGCAAAUCGCUGCCAGUCAAGACGCAGAAGGAUUCGAAGACUGUGAAGUCCGGAAAGAAAGACAAGAAGGUCUCUAAGAAAAAGCCUGUUGAGGAAGAGGAGGAUGAUUUCUCCGACGAAGACGACGACUUCGACGUCGAUAAUGUUUCAGAUUCCGAGAUUGAGGACGGAGACGAUGCCGAAGACGAUGUUGAAAUGGACGAUAUCGAUGCGGAAGACGACGAUGAAGAGGACGAAGACGUAGAAGUCAAGGACAAGAAGAAAUUAAGCUCAAAGUCUCAGGAGAGUGAGGAGGCGAAGAAUAAAACUUCCUCCCGUGAGUCGCAUAUCAAACAGAAAGCCCUGCAGCAAGAGCGCAAAGCCGCAAAGCCCAAUGCCGAUCAGAUCGCCCGGUCGAAGAAACUGUGGGAGCGCCUGCGACGCAAGUCGCACGUUCCUCUGGAGGAGAGGAAGAAGCUUAUUGCGGAGCUUUUCGACAUAAUAACCGGCAGAGUCAAGGAUUUCGUUUUCAAGCACGACUCUGUUCGUGUUAUCCAAACGGCGCUGAAAUAUGCAAAUGUUGAGCAACGUAAGCAGAUCGCCCGGGAACUUAAGGGCAGCUACGUUGAACUGGCACAAAGCAAAUAUGCCAAAUUCUUGAUUGGAAAGUUGAUCGUACACUGCGAUUCUGAAAUACGGGACUUGAUUAUCGCCGAGUUCUACGGCAAAGUAAAACGCUUGAUCCGCCACCCCGAGGGCUCCUGGAUCCUUGAUGACAUCUACCGGACGGUAGCAACACAGGAGCAGCAAGCCAACCUUCUUAGGGAGUGGUACGGCGCCGAGUUCGCCAUCUUCAGAGACAACAGCAACAAGACACCCACCGCUGAUCUUUCUAAAAUCAUCGAAGACGAGCCUGCGAAGCGAUCACCCAUUAUGCAUUUCCUUCUCGAGCUCAUCAACCAGCUCAUCCAGAAAAAGACCACCGGAUUCACGAUGCUCCACGACGCAAUGCUUCAAUACUUCCUCACCGUGAAGCCCGGCACUGCCGAAGCCAACGAGUUCAUUGAGCUUAUCAAGGGCGACGAGGAAGGCGACCUCGUCAAGAACCUCGCGUUCACCAAGUCCGGCGCCCGCCUCAUGUGCCUCGCCCUCGCAUACUCCAACGCAAAGGACCGCAAACAACUCACCCGCUUCUACAAAGACACCAUUAAGAUGAUGGCCGGCGAUCUUCACGGCCAUCUCGUCAUCCUAGCCGCGUACGAAGUCAUCGACGACACAAAGCUCACCUCCAAGCUCAUCUUCCCUGAACUCCUCAACCAGAACAUCUCAGACGAGGAAGCCCGCAACGAAGAACUUCUCUACCAAUCCACGGACCUCACAGCCCGCAUUCCCAUCCUAUACCCCUUCGCUAGCAACAACAAGCUCAAGUGGCUCCUCCCCGAGGGCGACAACGCCGUCCUUGACGAGAUCCGCGAAAUCCGCAAAGAAACGUCAAAGAAGGACCCUUCCGUCCGUCGCCAGGAGCUCGUUAAAGCUGCAUCCCCGACCAUCCUUGACUUCAUCACCGCCCGUGCAGACGCGCUCCUUGAAACUAGCUUCGGCUGCCAGUUCCUUGCGGAGGUUCUCUUUGACGCUGACCCUUCGGACGGCAAGAAGGACGCUGCGCUGGCUGCUGUCGCUGAAGCCGCCAAGUCCCGCUCCGACACAAAGGAUUCACCAUUCGUUGGACGCAUGCUUAAGUCCCUUGUCCAGGGCGGACGGUUUAACAGCGCUGAGAAGAAGGUGGAGAAGGUCUCGCCGCCGCUGAACUUCCACGGACUGCUGUAUGAGCAGAUCGGCAAGGAAGUGAUGGCGUGGGCGACGGGGUCGAAUGUGUAUGUUAUCGUUGCGUUGACAGAGUCAGAUGAUUUUGAGAAGAAGAGUGAGCUCCUGAAGGCACUGAAGAAGGGGAAGAAGGCGCUGGAGCAGGCGUCGAAGACCGAGAAGGGGCCUGCCAGUAGUGGAGCGAAGCUGCUGCUAGAGAAGAUUGCGUAG